UUGAAUUAAAAUCUAGCACCCUGUGGAGACUUCACAUACCUUAAACAAUUCGCCGGCGAUUUUGCAACUAUUUACAUUUUGCAAGCAGAAUAAAAAUAUUAAGCAAAAUAACGAUAAAAUGGCACAAAGAUCAAUAACGUUAGUUAUCAAUAAUCUAAGACAUACCUUGCUGCAAGUUAACACAACAAAUAAAUUUGCUUUUAGGUCGUUCUUUAAACCCGCCGGCGGUACGAGUGGCACAGAGGAAUCUUCAAGCGCAAAACGCAGCAGGCAGGAAAGUCCACAAUCCCAUGGGAAGAUUGGAGAGCCGGAAAAGAAAGUUCAAAGAAAAUCUGAAGAAUCGGACAAAAAGGAAAAUAAAUCGAAAAAUAGUGAAACAAAGAAAGAAUCGCCUAAAGCUAAGAAAACAUCGCCGAAAAGUAAAAUUAAAGCAAGCCCGUUGAAAAAGGAAAUUAAAUUGAGUCCAUUUAAAAAGGAAGUUACAGCCGGUCCCAUUCAAAAACAAAUUAGUGGGGCCAAAAAAGAAGCUAACUUAAUACCACUCAAAAAGGAAAUAAGCGAGGACACAAAGGAAGCAACGAACAAUGAUGAAAUCACAGGAAAGGCUACUUCAUCGAGCAGUACUGCAGAAAAAGAAGUUGAUAAAAAUGAUGCUACGCCUGUUAAAAAACUUUCAGUAGAGUCUAAUCAAUGUGGUGCAGAAUAUAACCCAGCGGCGUCUAAAUACCAUCCUAUAAAAGAUGCAUAUUGGAAAGAGAAACAAAGCACACCUUAUCUGGCUUUAGCUAGAACUUUUGAAAUGAUUGAAGAUACCAAAGGCCGUUACAAGAUGGUGGAAAUAUUAGCAAACUUUUUAAGUUCAGUGCUCUUAUUAAAUCCAGAAGACUUGCUCUCCUGCAUUUAUUUGAGUAUAAAUCAGUUAGCUCCAGCUUAUGAAGGUGUUGAGCUCGGUGUUGCCGAAACUACACUAAUGAAAGUCAUAGCCGUUUCUACAGGACGCGAGCUUAAGUUCAUUAAGACCCAAACGCAAGAAAUUGGUGAUUUGGGUAUUGUGGCUGAACGUUCGAGGGUUUCGCAACGUAUGAUGUUUACGCCAAAACCGCUCACUGUACAAACAGUUUAUCAGAAAUUGCGUGCAAUAGCAAAAAGUUCCGGCAAAGCAAAGUCACCAAUCAUACAUGAUCUAUUUGUGGCAUCACGUUAUUCUGAGGCACGUUUCAUAAUCAGAUCCCUAAUUGGUAAAAUGCGUAUUGGCAUAGCAGAGAAGAGUUUAUUUCAGGCUCUGGCUACAGCGAUAGUAAACAGCAGACAAUAUGAUGAUAAAAAUAAAAAGAAAAAACAAUCUGAAGCUGAUAUUAAGAAAGAUAUUGAGGACAUAACUUUUAUCUUGAAAACUGCUUAUUGUCAAUGCCCAAAUUUUGAUAAAAUUGUCUCUACGCUACUCACUCAUGGUCUGGAUGAUUUACUUAAAUAUUGUUCAAUGGAACCCGGUGUGCCGUUGAAACCUAUGUUGGCCCAUCCCACCAGAGGUGUUUCCGAGGUCAUGGAUCGUUUGAAAGGCAACUUCACUUGCGAAUGGAAAUACGACGGCGAACGAGCGCAAAUACACCGCGAUGAAAAGGGCAAUGUAAAUAUAUAUUCAAGAAAUCAAGAAAAUAACACAACGAAAUAUCCUGAUAUUAUAAACCGCAUCGAACACUUCAUGAAGGAUACUGUCAAAUCGUAUAUAGUUGAUAGUGAAGUCGUUGCUUGGGAUAUUGAGCAGAAACAAAUUUUACCAUUCCAAGUUUUAAGUACAAGGAAGCGUAAGAAUGUCGACGUAGAAGAGAUUAAAGUGCAGGUGUGCGUUUAUGCGUUCGAUUUGCUCUAUUUGAAUGGCGAGGCGCUGACAUCAAAAAAUUUCGAGGAAAGAAGACAGUUGCUGCGAGAUAAUUUCAAUGAGGUGGAAGGUGAAUUUCAAUUUGCUACUUCAUGCGACACAAAUGAUCCGGAUGAUAUACAAGGCUUCCUGGAGAAUUCGAUUAAAGGAAAUUGUGAGGGUCUAAUGAUCAAGUCACUGGAUAAUGACGCUUCUUACGAAAUUGCCAAACGUUCACACAAAUGGUUGAAACUGAAAAAGGAUUAUUUGACGGGUGUUGGCGAUUCGCUAGAUCUGGUAGUAAUUGGUGGCUAUAUAGGCAAGGGUAAGCGCACUGGCAUGUAUGGUGGCUUUCUACUGGCUUGCUACGAUGAUGAAAAUGAGGAAUAUCAAAGUAUUUGCAAAAUAGGGACAGGUCUAAACGAUGAAGAUUUGAAUACGCAUGCGAAAUUCUUUAAAGAACACACCAUACCAACGCCUAAAUCGUAUUAUCGUUUCGAUAGCAGCUUAGAGCCAGAUACAUGGUUCGAAGCGGUACAAGUUUGGGAAGUAAAAUGUGCAGAUCUUUCUUUGAGUCCCGUGCAUAAGGCAGGCAUUGGCAUUAUUGACCCAGAAAAGGGUAUAUCGCUAAGAUUUCCACGUUUCAUACGUAUACGUGAUGAUAAAUCUGCUGAGGACGCCACAUGUGCGCAACAAGUGGCUUAUUUGUAUCGUAAUCAAGAUCAAGUCAAGAAUCAAAAAUCGAAUGCAGCGGAAUUUGAUGAUGAUUUCUAUUAAUAUGAAUAUAUAUAUAUUUAUUUAAAAUAUUAUAAUUGUUAAGCGAAUUAUUUAUGACAUAAAUUUCU
This is a messenger RNA of Ceratitis capitata (Mediterranean fruit fly), 2703 nucleotides long. It is a transcript of the gene DNAlig1, whose product is annotated as DNA ligase 1. Bases 119 to 2635 code for a protein of 838 amino acids. Gene Ontology annotation, molecular function: DNA binding; DNA ligase (ATP) activity; ATP binding. Gene Ontology annotation, biological process: DNA biosynthetic process; DNA repair; lagging strand elongation. Lineage: Eukaryota; Metazoa; Arthropoda; Insecta; Diptera; Tephritidae. Gene Ontology annotation, cellular component: mitochondrion; nucleus. The record is from RefSeq and is a predicted model, not a curated record. The transcript is spliced from 7 exons.